Messenger RNA from Camellia sinensis, 4975 nucleotides. NCBI's taxonomy places the organism in Eukaryota, Viridiplantae, Streptophyta, Magnoliopsida, Ericales, Theaceae. The record is from RefSeq and is a predicted model, not a curated record.
UAUUAAGUUCUCUCUUGUAUUUGUCACUUGGCUAUUCUUCUCUUAUGCUACUACAUUUCUCAAGCAAGCUCUCUCUCUCUCUCUCUCUCUCUCUCUGUUUCAAGUUGAUUUGCUUCCAGGCUCCCUCCCUUCCCUUCCUUUGCUUCCAGGCUUCCUCCCUUCCCUACCUUACAAGUUCUCUCUCUCUCUCUCUCUCUCUCUCAAGUUAAUUUGCCUCUCUGUGUGUGUUUCAAGUUAAUUUGCUUCCAGGGAAACAAUGCCUAUAGGAGAAAUCUUUCUCGCUGCUUUCAUUCGGAUGUUGUUUGAGAAGUUGGCCUCAACUGUCCUACUGAAGUUUGCUCAUUGGGAGCAAGUUCAUACUCUCUUCAAGAAAUGGAGUGGAGAGCUAAAAGAAAUUCAGGCAUUCUUAGAUGAUGCAGAGGAGAAACAAAUAAAGAAUAGCGGUGUGAAAAUGUGGCUUGAGGAUCUCACAGACCUAGCUUAUGAUCUGGAUGACAUACUGGACGAAUUUGCCACUGAAGCUUUGCGGUAUAAGUUAACAGUUGAGUCUCAAGCAGCUAGCACCAGCAAGAGCAAGCUACUGGCCAUGAUACCUACAUGUUGUACAAGAUUCAAUCCAACGACUCUUCUUUCUGAUUUUAUGAGUUCUACUUCAAAGAUAGAUGAAAUCACUACCCAAUUGCAAAGUAUUUUUGAAAGAGGAAGUCGACUUGGUUUACAAAAGAAUGUUGUAGGAGAAUUUGCUAAAGCUUGGCAUAGACCACCCGCCACAUCAUCAUUGAUACAUGAACGUUGCAUAUAUGGCAGGGAUAAGGAGAAAAGGGACAUAAUUGAUUUUCUCCUAAGGGAUGAGUCAAAUGAUAGUAAAGUCGGCGUACUUCCCAUAGUAGGUAUGGGUGGGCUUGGCAAGACCACCCUUGCACAGAUGGUAUACAACGAUGAAGUGGUGAACAAGCAUUUUGAUUUGAAAGCAUGGGUCUGUGUUUCUGAUGAGUUUGAUACUAUGAGAAUAUCAAAAGUAAUUCUUGAAUCUAUUACUUCCAAGCCUUGUGAAUUUAAAGAAUUGAAUCAAGUUCAAGUUCAGUUAAAGCAGAAUUUGACUGGAAAGAAGAUUUUAAUCAUUUUAGAUGAUGUAUGGGACAAGAAAUACAAUGAUUGGAACAUUUUGAAGGCCCCCUUUAACGAUGGAGUCUCAGGAAGUAAGAUAAUUGUAACAACUCGUGACAGAGAUGUUGCAUCGAUUAUGGGAACCGUUCAAAACCAUUUGCUACAGCAUCUAUCAAAUGAUGAUUGUUGGUCAGUGUUUGAACAACAUGCCUUUGGGAAUAGAAGCAUGGAUGCGGAUCCAAAUUUGGUGUUUAUUGGUAGGAAAAUUGUGGAAAAAUGUAAAGGUUUGCCUUUGGCUGCUAGGACACUCGGUGGCCUUUUACGGUGCAAAGAAAGAGACAAUGAGUGGGAAGUUGUAUUGAAUAGUAAAAUAUGGGAUUUAACCGAACAAGGCAAUGAAAUUCCCCCAGCUUUGAGAUUAAGCUACCAUCAUCUCCCUUCACAUUUGAAGCGGUGCUUUGCAUAUUGCUCUAUACUGCCGAAGGACUAUGAAUUCGAGGAGAUGGAGUUAGUCUUCUUGUGGAUGGCAGAAGGCCUUCUUCAGCAACAAAAUGGAAAGAAGCGAAUGGAAGAUUUAGGAGUUCAAUACUUUCACGAAUUACAGUCGAGGUCUUUUUUCCAACCAUCGAAUGGUGGUGAAAGCUUGAAAUUUGUGAUGCAUGACCUCAUCAAUGAUUUGGCUCAGUCAGUUGCAGGAUAUACUUGUUUUAGAUUGGAGGAUAAAUUGAAGGAUCAGGAGCAACAUACAAAAUUAAAGAGUGCUCGACAUUCAUCUUACAUGCAAAGCGAAUUUGAUGCAAUCAAAAAGUUUGAAACUUUUUAUAAAGCUGAGAAUGUAAGGAGUCUAAGGACCUUCUUACCAUUGUCCUUAAGUAAAUAUAGACAUUGUUGUUUGACAAGCAAGGUUCCCCUUGAUCUGUUGCCAAAGAUGAAACGCUUACGGGUGUUGAGUUUGAAUGGAUAUCAGAUUUGCGACGAACUCAUUCCAAAAUCAAUUGGAGAUUUGAAACAUUUGCGAUAUCUUAACUUUUCCUACACAAAUAUCAAAACAGUACCUGAAUCAUUAGGUACCCUAUACAAUCUACAAACUUUGAUGCUAAGAGGUUGUCCAGAAUUGAAGAAAUUGCCUGCGGACAUGGGAAACCUAAUCAACCUACGUCAUCUCGAUAUGAUUGAUUCAAAUUCCUUAGAAGAAAUGCCACAAGGAAUUGAUAAGUUGACAAGUCUCCAAACACUAUCCAAUUUUAUUGUUAUGAAAGACAAUGGGUUUCGGAUAAGAGAGUUGGGGAACUUGAUUCAUCUUGGAGGGAAACAUUGCAUAUCAGGAAUAGAAAAUGUGGUUGAUCCUCUGGAUGCAAGAGGGGUGUGUUUAAAUGACAAGCAAGGUAUAGGUGUGCUAACAAUGGUAUGGAGUAGUGAGAGCUUGGAUGGUUUACGAAAUGAAAUGGUUGAAACAAAAGUACUUGACAUACUACAACCUCACAAAAAGUUGGAAGAGCUAUACAUCAGAGGCUACCAUGGUAUGAGAUUUCCAAUUUGGAUAGGAGAUCCUUUGUUCUCCAAUAUGGUGUGCAUGAAGUUACAAAAUUGUAAAAAUUGCACUUCCUUACCACCACUUGGACAACUACCCUCUUUGAAAGACCUUCACAUUGAAGGAAUGAGUGCUGUAAAGCAUGUGGGUUGUGAGUUCUAUGGGCAGCAUUGCGUCAAACCUUUUCCAUUACUCAAGACAUUAUGUUUUGAGAAUAUGUCAGAAUGGGAGGAUUGGUACAUUUUUGGAAUUGACAAGAGAGUUCAAACCUUCUCUCGUGUUAGUAAGCUCUCCAUCAAAAAAUGUCCCAAACUUGUGGGAAUGUUGCCGAGUAAUCUUCCUUGCCUCAAAACUCUUGAGAUUAUAAAUUGCUCGCAGCUGCUGGUUGAAGCUUCUAGCCUUGUUCUCCCGUCACUCACCUCCCUGUCCAUGAGUGAUGUUUGGCUUCCAAGCCUUCUAGUGCUCCUUGAGACAUGUAACGUGCUUGAACCCAGUUCCCUUACUGGCUUGAAUAUUAGCAAUGUUUCAAUCCCUGAGUCCCUGUGCAAUCCAAGCAUAGAUGAUGAAGUGAUGUUGGCAAAUGCAAUGUCUAAGAAUCUGAGUUCAGUAACUUCCUUGAGCAUUGAGAAGAUUCAAAAACUUGCAUUAUUGCCAAAAUGGCUUACCCAGGGGCUUAAAGGACUCAAAGAAUUGAAGAUUUCUGGUUGUAACGAACUCACAACACUGUGGCAGAAUGAGGCGGGACCACAACACAGUCUCCUUGCAUUGGAACGUUUAGAAAUUUGGUUUUGUCGGCAACUUGUUUCAUUGUUUGAAGAAGAGGAGGAUGUAGAAAACGAAGGGCAACAUCAACAAGAGGGAGUGUCUUCCAUGGUGAGACUUGAGUAUCUAAAGAUACAUGAUUGUGAAAAGUUGGAGACACUGCCACGGGGGCUACAUACCUUCACUUCUCUUCAAGAGAUGGAUAUCAGUGGAUGUCCAAGUCUGGUAUCUUUUUUAGAGACAGGCUUUCCGCCUAGCCUAAGACGACUUUGGAUUAAGGAAUGUAAGGCUCUGCGGUCCUUACCUGGGUGGAUAGCGCACGAUUCUAAUCUGGAGGCCUUGCAGAUAGACGGGUGUGAUAAUCUGGAGUCCCUUCGGGAAGAAUGGGUCCACCACCCCCCAACAAAACUGUCAUUAUUGGUUAUCAGGAAUUGUAAAAAACUAGAAUCGGUCCCUAGUUUGUGCGACAACAGCCUCCUCGCUUCCCUUGAAUAUCUGUGGAUAGAAAGUUGGCCUGCAGGAGGAGGAAUCGUCCGUUCCUACAUUCUAGAGAAAGGGAAUUUCCUCACCAACCUCACUAAUCUUAGCAUCGAGGAUAUGAAGAUUGGUAAGCCCCUAUCAGAGUGGGGUUUGCAUAGAUUGCCCUCUCUUGAUAGUCUCUGGCUUGCAGGCCCAAGUAACGUAUCAGAAGAAGAAGAAGAAGAAGAAUAUUAUUCGGUGUCUAGCUUUCCAGUAGAUGGGAUGUUGCUGCCCACUUCUCUGACAGAACUAUGGAUUAGGGAUUUCCCAAAUCUAGAGAAGAUAUCUUCUUCCAUGGAGACCAUUCAAAACCUCACCCAUCUUGAUUUCAAAAAUUGCCCUAGGCUCGCAUCUUUUCCCGAGCAAGGAGGGCUGCCUCCCUCGCUUUUGCAACUUGGAUUCAGAAAUUGUCCAAUAAUGAAACGGCGGUGUGAAAAGGGGAAAGGCCAAUAUUGGCCCCUCAUAGCUCCCAUUCCUGGAGUAUUCAUAGAAGACAGACACAUCUUUGAAGGGGAAAGGCCAAUUUGAGCCAUCAAAACUAGCAGGUUCAAUACAUUCAUUUAUCUGCUUUUCCCCCAGCUACCGCUAUUCUUGGGAAACCAAGAGAGCUACCAAAGGAUGGUAUCAACUCUUUCAAUCAUUUUCUGUUGUGUCUAGUGAAGUAAAUGUUGCAUUUGAUUUAAAGCAAUGUUGCAUCUAGUUGAAGACCUAAAGAAUGCAGUGGCUUGAUGAUUCUGUAUUGUUGUUGAUGUUUCCUUGCUUCUAGUCGUGUUGCUUCUUUUUUUUUUUUAGGUAAACCAAGUUGCUUCUUUUAUCAUACUGUAUUUUCUACUAUUGCUUUUGUACGUGUCAUAUAUAAAAGCUCAGUGGUAAAUUGACUGGUUUAUGCUGAUGCUAUUGUCGUUGCUUCUUUGGUUUUCUAGACUUUCUGUGCAGCUAUUGCUAUCUUCUCAUGGUCUGUAUGUUGUAUUUGUUGCACAUAUGUUCAUGUUAGAUGUAAACAAUGCCUAGAUUGGCUAAAUGGUAUUGUCCUCAUCUUUUGCUUGCUUUAGACAA